Molecule: messenger RNA, 3004 nt
Organism: Gekko japonicus
Lineage: Eukaryota; Metazoa; Chordata; Lepidosauria; Squamata; Gekkonidae
Gene: DHX30
Product: DEAH-box helicase 30
Exons: 16
Cellular component (GO): cytoplasm; nucleus; intracellular anatomical structure
Molecular function (GO): ATP binding; G-quadruplex RNA binding; DNA helicase activity
Source: RefSeq, a predicted model, not a curated record
ACGGGGCCUUUUCACUCUGCCAGCAAUGUUCUCCCUGAAUUCAUGUAGAAGAGAUUCAAGAGAUUUGUUGAAGGAAUUUCCCCAGCCUAAAAAUUUACUCAACAGUGUGAUUGGAAGAGCCCUGGGCAUCUCCCAUGCACGGGACAAACUGGUGUACAUUCAUACCAAUGGGCCUCGGAAAAAGAAAGUCACACUGCUGAUCAAGUGGCCAAAGACGGUGGAGGUGGAAGGCUAUGGGACCAAGAAGAUUGAUGCCGAGCGACAAGCUGCGGCCGCUGCCUGCCAGCUUUUCAAGGGCUGGGGUUUGCUGGGGCCCAGGAACGAACUCUUCGAUGCCGCCAAGUACCGCAUCCUUGCCGAGCAGCUGGGCUGCCCUGAUGAGAGGUGGUACUCAGAGGGGCGGUGGCGCUCCAAGUCCGGACCUUCCCUGGCGGACAUUUCGACCUGCUGGAGGCGGGUGGAGCCCGACGAGCCCAUCCAACCCCUGGAGCACAGCCGAUUCAUGAAGCCCGCCCGGAAGGAGGAGCUGGAGGAGGGGGAGCUGGAGGAAGGAGAGCUGGAGGAGGGGGAGCUGGAAGACGACGCCAUCGAUGUUUCCAACUACCUGUCCAUGACGCAUCCUGAGGCCCGCACACCCUCCAGAGACAUCAGGGACGGCUUCUCCCUGGAAAUGACGGAUGACAGCACAGCCAUGCGGGCACUGACCCAGUUUCCGCUCCCCAAAAACCUUCUCGCCCAGGUGAUCCAGAUCGCCACGUCUUCAUCCACAGUCAAGGAGUACAUGCAGUUCCGCACGGUGGGCACCAAGACCAAGAUCUGCAAGCUGACCUUGCGCUGGCCGUGCCCCCUGACCUUUGCCGCGAAGGGCCGCCGCAAGGUGGAGGCGGAGAACAAAGCGGCUGCUUUGGCCUGCCAGAAACUGAAGAGCCUCGGCUUGGUAGACAAGAACAACAACCCCCUGAGCCACGCCAUGUACAACAUGACCUCCCUCCGGGAGCUGGGAGAAAACCAGAGGAAGCCCUGCCACAUCAAAGUCCCCGAGGCCACACUGCACAAGAUCGAGAACUACCUGAAUCACUACCCCGUAGACAGCCGGGACUCCAGACCCCGGCUUGCCGACGACAUGAUGAACCUGAGCAAGGAGACGGGCAGCCUGAGCGACGCCAUCACGGGCAAGUCCUACACUCCCAUGCUGGAGUCGGAGGAGGUGCGCCUCAGCCAGAAUCUCCUCUCCCUGUGGAAGCGGAGGGGCUCCGGGUGGCAGGAGAGCCACUCCCUGCCCGUGGAUUCCCACCGGGAGACGAUCCUCUCCGCCGUGGAGCAGAACCCGGUGGUGGUGAUAGCCGGGGACACGGGGUGCGGGAAGACCACCCGCAUCCCCCAGCUGAUCCUGGAGCACGCCGUCCUGGAAGGGCGCGGGGCCCAGUGCAACAUGGUCAUCACGCAGCCCCGGCGGAUCAGCGCCAUCUCCGUGGCUCAGCGCGUGGCCCAGGAGCUGGGGCCGAACCUGCGGAAGAACGUGGGCUACCAGGUGCGGCUGGAGAGCAAGCCGCCGGUGCGGGGGGGAGCCCUGCUCUUCUGCACCGUGGGGAUCCUCCUGCGGAAGCUGCAAGGCAACCCCCGCCUGGAGGGCGUCAGCCACGUCAUCGUGGACGAGGUGCACGAGCGCGACGUCAACACCGACUUCCUCCUCAUCCUGCUGAAGGGCGUCCAGAAGCAGAACCCGGGCCUCCGCCUGGUGCUGAUGAGCGCCACGGGGGACAACCAGCGCUUCUCCCAGUACUUUGGGGACUGCCCCGUGGUCAAGGUGCCGGGCUUCAUGUACCCCGUCAAGGAGUACUACCUGGAGGAGAUCCUGGCCAUGCUGGGGCGCCACCGUCAUCGCCACUACGACAUCAAGCAGUCGGAUGAGGAGUGCGUCCUCGACCUGGAGCUGAUCACAGACCUGGUGAUUCAGAUUGAUGCCCACGGAGACCCAGGUGGGAUCCUCUGCUUCUUGCCCGGCUGGCAGAUCUCUCUCUUGCUCAUUCAUUCCAACAUCCCCAUGAUGGACCAGCAGAGCAUCUUCCCGCGGCCCCCUCCCGGCGUGCGGAAGAUCGUCCUGGCAACCAACAUCGCCGAGACCUCCAUCACGAUCAACGACAUCGUGCACGUGGUGGACAGCGGGACCCACAAGGAGGAGCGCUACGACCUCAAGACCAAGGUGUCGUGCCUGGAGACCGUGUGGGUGUCGAAGUCCAACGUGAUCCAGAGGCGGGGGCGUGCCGGCCGCUGCCAGUCGGGCUUUGCCUACCACCUCUUCCCUCGCAGCCGCCUGGACAGGAUGCCCACCUUCCAAGUGCCUGAAAUCCUCCGCACCCCUCUGGAGAACCUGGUCGUGCAGGCCAAGCUCCAUCUGCCGGAGAAGACGGCUGUUGAAUUCCUCUCCAAAGCCUUGGAUAGUCCAGACAUCAAAGCUGUGGAUGAAGCCGUGAUCCUUUUGCAGGAGAUUGGUGUGCUGGACCACCGGGAGGGCCUGACCACGCUGGGCAAGCGCCUGGCUCAGAUCUCCACCGACCCACGCCUGGCCAAGGCCAUCGUGCUGGCCUCCAUCUACCGCUGCAUCCACCCACUCCUGGUCAUCGUCUCCUGCCUCACACGGGACCCUUUCAGCAGCAGCAUGCAGAACCGCACGGAGGUGGACAAGGCCAAAGCCGUCCUGAGCCAGGAGAGCGGCAGCGACCACCUGGCGUUUGUCCGGGCCGUGGCGGGCUGGGAGGAAGUUCUGCGCCGCAGGGACAGCCGGGCGCGUGACAACUACUUGCAGGACUACCUGCUGUACGCGCCCAGCCUGCGCUUCAUCAACGGUCUCGUCAAGCAGUUCUCAGAAAAUCUCUACGAGGCUUACCUGGUGCCGACCCCCUCGGACUGCCUCCUGCCCUCGUCCGCGUGCAACCAGUACAGCGAGGAAGAGGAGCUGGUGAAGGGCGUUCUCAUGGCUGGGCUGUACCCCAACCUCAUCCAG